Molecule: messenger RNA, 3117 nt
Organism: Fusarium graminearum PH-1
Lineage: Eukaryota; Fungi; Ascomycota; Sordariomycetes; Hypocreales; Nectriaceae
Exons: 8
Coding region: 1-3117 (1038 amino acids)
Biological process (GO): N-glycan processing; carbohydrate metabolic process
Cellular component (GO): glucosidase II complex
Molecular function (GO): alpha-glucosidase activity; carbohydrate binding
Source: RefSeq, a predicted model, not a curated record
AUGGGUUGGGCAGAAGACACCAAACUUCGCGAUCCUUACAUCUUUGUCAAGUCUGACGAUUUCUUCCAGGGUAUCGACUCAAGUGGAUCCAACGUCAAGCGACCCCGCACCGUCACCUUCGCUCAAGAUGAUCAACUUCUAAGCGACGGAAAACCCAACCCUGCGUGUUCCCACGGUCGUGUCUUUCGCUUUGACGAUGAAUCGCUUCUUUUGGUUCAGUUUAUGAGACCCAAGGUUUGGCAGAUUCGUUUCGACCCAAAUAACCGAAGCGGUGAUGACUUUACCGACUUCAACACGCGAACCAUUGUCAAGGACACUCUUGGUGGCUCUGGUGGUCUCAUCCAGACUCUUGAUAGCCUUGAGAACAUUCAAUGGGAUGUUGAACUCGUCCAAGAUGCGCAGUACAUCAUCCUUCAAUCUGUCCUGAAACCCAACCGUGAAGUUCAGCUUCAAAUAUGGAUCCAGCGAGACCCUUUCCAGAUUACGGUUGUUCGCGUCCUCGAAAGCAACCCCCCUGCAGAAAGACUUCCCGGUCUACAGAGCGUCGAUCCCCAAAUUUCUGAACAGCUCAAACUUCCAGGGAACAAGGGUGCACAGGCUGCCAUCAUUUGGAAGACUCGACCCAGGGGAUUGCAGUACACUGAACGAGCCACAAUACUGUCCAUUGAAAAGUCUGUCACUGCCGACUUUAUGGGUUUCGGUGAGCAAGGUGGGAAGAACCUGUUCAAGAAGAAGACAUACAUGAACUACUUUAAUUUUGACAAUAUGAGGUAUCAGAAUGUCUAUGGAAAAGGACCUCAUGAUGACCGCGAACCUUUGUAUCAUUCAGAGCCAUUCUGGAUCGAGGUCGAUUCUCAUCCCGGCUAUCGAUCUCAGGUCUCCACAUUCAUCGACAACUACUCCCACAUCUGUGUAGACGUCGGUGUCAAGGAUACAGGCGUUAUUCGCGUCGCGACUCGGUUCAACAGCUUUCGCGCCAUCAUGGUUGCUGCAGACAGCAUGCAGGACCUCAUUUCUUCUUACACGUCUAUCGUCGGAAAGCCUCGGCUCAAGCCCCGAUACGUUCUUGGCUACCAUCAAGCAUGCUAUGGCUAUGACAGCCAAGAAUCGGUUCUGGAGUCAGUCGCCGAGUAUCGCAAGUGCGGCUUCCCAAUUGACGGUAUGCACAUCGACGUCGACAUGCAGGAUGAUUACCGGACAUUCACCAUCGACAAGCGAGACAAACAUUUCCCUGACCCUGUUCACAUGUUCAAGACUCUGAGAGAGCAGGGUGUUAAAUGCAGCACCAACAUCACUCCCUACAUCAGCUCCAUGCCCAGUGAUACCUAUUCAACCCUCAGCGAGGGUUUGAAAGAGGGCCACUUCAUCAAAGAUGAUCGUGACGUUGAUCCGUCGGCUCCAAACGUGUGGGACCAGCGCUAUGUGGGAUGGUCUGUAGGAAAUCAGAUGCUCAUCAAUCCCAACACGCAGAAGCCACCUUACUUUGAAGAGGACAAGUCAAACUUUGGAGACAACUUCAACAGCCAGAAGCCCUUCCAUGGUGGUGUGUUCUAUGGUUGGGGAAAUGGCCAUCCUGGUCACUAUCCCAACCUGAACAACCAAGACGUUCGAAAGUGGUGGGGCAAGCAGUAUCAGUAUCUCUUUGAGUGCGGACUUGAUUUUGUCUGGCAGGACAUGACUGGUCCUUGCAUCGCCGAGCAAUACGGUGAUAUGAAAGGCUACAACCUGCACAAAGCCACGUACCAUGGCUUGAACAACAUCCACAAACUCAGUCCCGCUCUGGAAUGGCGUGAGAACAGACGAAACUUCAUCAUCGGUCGUGGAAGCUUCGUCGGCAGUCACCGUUUCGCUGGUCUAUGGACAGGCGAUAACGCAUCUACUUGGGAGUUCCUCGACAUAUCUGUCGCCCAGGUUCUUGCUCUUGGAAUGUCGGGUAUCACCAUCUCGGGCCAGGAUGUUGGUGGAUUCGAGUUCAUUGAUUCUGAGCGUGACUUUGCAAACCCAGAACUGCUUAUCCGUUGGUACUCUGCCUACUCUCUACUGCCGUGGUUCAGAAACCACUACACCAAGAGACGAGACUGGGUUGAUGGUCCGAGGCAGGGCUCGAUGAGGAAAGAUGGAAAGUUGUUUCAAGAACCUUAUGCCUAUCAGAAAUACUAUGAGGAGAACAGCUGGAAGCUGCAGGGACAGGAAGGCAUCAUCUACCGCGCAGUCCUUCCAGUCUGUCGCUACCUCAUUCGUCUGCGGUACAGUUUGAUGCAAUUGUUGUACGAUGCUAUGUUUGAGAACAUGGUUACUGGACUGCCAAUCGCAAGAGCCAUGUCUAUUCAGCGCCGACGAUUUACCCGCAGCCAGUACAUGGUCCGAAACGACCUCCUCGUCGCACCAGCCUUAAUACCCGAGUCCAAGCGUCGCACCCGCAAACUGUACCUACCGUAUCCUGACAAGUGGUUCACCAUGAACUUGCGUCCAGACGAGGACCUUGGAGCUGCACUGAUUGAACCUGCCAAUGGUGGAAGCAGAGUCGAGUACGAUUGCCGCAUCAGCGACCAGGAUUCUCAGCUACCCUACAUAACACCGACGUAUAUCCGGGAGGGUGGUAUCAUUCCCAAGGUCAAAGUCCGAGACUACAUCCCCGAUCCUUCACUUCCAGUGCAGGAUGCCAACCCAAUUACACUGCACGUUUACCCUGGGAAGGACAAUAACUACAUCAUGUACCUGGAUGAUGGUAUCUCGCGAGACAGUGCUCCUGUUGUGGGACCGGGUCUCAAUAUCAGCGAUGAAAAGGCUGCCAACAAAUAUUGCCAAGUCAACAUUUCUCAGACAACUAAAUCCUUCAACGAAUCAACCGGGGUCAAGUUUAUCCGCAACGUCACCAUUAAGUCUCCGUUCAACGGCUUCGGUGAUCUGACCUCCAUGAUCGGAACUGACUACACAGUUGCGCUUUGGCAUGCGCCUUUGGUCGACAUCACCAGUGCACAGGUCAACUCGUCCAACAGCAAUGUCACUUCCAGUACUGAUAACAACUCGCGCGUUACAGUUGUCAAGCUUCCUGUUGCUGAAGCGCAUACUGAGGAUGGUGUGGCGUUUCAAAUGACCUACAGUGAGGUCAAGUAG